GUGGAUUUAUCCCACGUUUUACGCUCUUUACUCCUUCUCCACUUAGGUGCUCGUCGGCGGCCACAGCGGCGACGGCGAAAACAUAACUGGCUUCCUAUAAUCAAGUUUCUAUCGGCAUGGAGGACGAACGUCAGCAGCAGAUGGACGAUUGGGCCGCGAGCAGGAAGAACAGGUUGCCCUCGUUCACGGAGGUGUUGUCGAGGAGGACACGACCGCCGGUGGAUUUGUUUAUGUUUUACCUUUUCCUGCAACGUGAAGGCGCAGAGGACAUUCUCGAUUUCUGGCUCGAUGUACAACAGCAUGAAAACCUCUGCCGCGCCUACUUCAAGGACGUUCGGAAAUCAGGUCGUACCAUCAAAGACGAUUGGCCCCAAUACUGGGACUAUGCUCGUCGCCGCGGUUCGGUCUACGGCACCGUCGUCGGUCUCGCACCAGGUCCCAAUGGCACCAAACGGAGCACGGCAUCCACGAACGACAUGCUCGCAGAGCACGAGCGACAGAUGCUCGCGGAUGAGAAGACCGGUGGCACUAGUGGUUAUGGUGGAGGGGCGCGCAGUCCGUCUCCAGAUCCUCGACUUAUGUCACCAAAUGCGGCGACCAUGGUUGGCAGCGAGCAGGACCCUCCGAGGAGCACGACGCCAUUCUCACUGACCCGCCGCACGCCCACAUUCUUCCACAAACGCGCCUCUCGAGCACCCACCAUCAUCCCCCGCUCUGCCGCUAUCACCCGUCUCGACCUCAUCCAAUCCGCGGAACGCAUCUUUCUUCGCUAUCUCUCCCCCGCCGGCGCAUCACCCGGCGCGAAUGAUUCACACGAGAUCUAUCUCCCGCCUUCUCUCCGCAUCCACUCUUUCCCGCUCAGCUCGACCCAGGAGCCCCGAGGACCGACGGAGCAGGCGUUGAUGGCUCAGGUUCCGGAUAUGUUCCAUGCGCAGAAAGAGUAUUGUUUUAGGGCGAUGGAGCAGGAUGCGUUCCCGAGGUUCUUGAGGGCAAAGGCGUUUGGCAAUCUGACGCCUGUUAGUGCGCUGGUGAGGUUGGUUGCGGGUUUGAUAAUAUUGUGGAUUGCGUUGGCCGUCGCGUUUUCGUUGGUCUUUUUGGACGUCAAGCCGAAAGCGAAGCGGUUCUUCCUCUUUAUCCCAUUCACGUUCGCCAUCCUCUUCCUCAUCUCGCACCAAUACGAGCUCGAUCCCAUCCUCGUUUUCUUCGGCCAGUCGGAGACGACGCCGUUCCGGACGCUUACUAUCCGGGAGGAGUAUGUCAAGAAGCUACUCAUCGGAAGGGCGGUCUGGGUAUCGAUACUUGUGGCGGCUUGUGUGACGGCGUUGACGCUGUUGUUCUGGGCUGUUCCAGGCCAUCGUCUGUAGGGUCUUCGCAUCCUGCAGGUGUGUGUUUGAAUCCACCAUCUCUACACCCUGAUAGGCGCAGCAACCAUUGAGUGUGUUUGCUCGCCUCAUCUUGCCUGGGCGGUCCCCCAUGCCGUCACUCUCUAUGCCACUCCAUCAUUGAUUCUGUUUGGGACUUUCGUACCGUUGCCUCUCCUCGCCUCUCCUCCAGAAUACCCCUUCCAUACCCCCGUCCUCGUCCGUCCUCCUCUGCGCUGCCCCCUCUUCAAGCCUCUCCGAUCACGUACUAGUUACCCGGUGUACAUAUCCCUGCUCACACCCCCGUCGCUCAUUUGAUUGAUACAGUUUUCCUUCGGCCAUACAUACAUUCACGCCGACGCGUCUAGUCCGCUGGUCAGCUACCUGUUACUUUUUAGUUGUUUGAUUUAUCUUAUUAUGGAUGAUCUCGAUCUCGAUUUUUUGGUUCGUUCUUCUUGAUGUUGACAAUCGAUAUUUGUGGCUACGUUGUGCUAUUUUUCGUUAUGCGACACUUUCUGUCUGAUAUCUUGGUUCUUGGUUCAAGUUCUUGGUUGACCCGAUCGUGUCGGUGGGUGGCUCCGGGUUCACAGGCGGGGUGGAAGUGAAUGUGGGUGUGACGGGUGGGCUAGGUUAGUGGUGGCCCGUCUAGAGAUGGUCGUUUUUAUCUAUAGACUGGGCCUGAGGCUGGAUACCGUGUUGAUGGUUGAGAGCUCCGAGAUAUACAGAUGUAAUGGUCAGUGUUGAAGAUGGUGCAGCGGGUGCCUCAGCCCAACA
Molecule: messenger RNA, 2135 nt
Organism: Stereum hirsutum FP-91666 SS1
Lineage: Eukaryota; Fungi; Basidiomycota; Agaricomycetes; Russulales; Stereaceae
Exons: 3
Coding region: 117-1364 (415 amino acids)
Biological process (GO): intracellular protein localization
Cellular component (GO): plasma membrane
Source: RefSeq, a predicted model, not a curated record